AUGUCUUCAAAAAACAAAGUUGAAACUACGAGAGGUUUAAAUGGCUACUUAAUAUUUUAUAAUGCAGCUUCAUGGGCUGGUUGGAGUUACAUUCUUUUAUCCAUUCUGGAGUUAAUUGUAAAUGAUGAUUUAGCAAAAGCAUAUGAUAAAAUAGGGUGGACGUUAAAGCUUGUACAAACUGGAGCUAUCUUGGAGAUUUUUCAUGUUCUUCUAGGGUUGGUAAGAUCUUCUCUUCCAACUACAAUUAUUCAAGUUGCUUCGCGUUUGACUCUCGUUUGGAUAAUUGUAAAUAAUUUUCCAGAAAUAAGAUCUCAUUGGGCAUUUACAAGUAUGACAAUGGCAUGGAGUAUAACUGAAUGUAUUAGAUAUGCAUUUUACGGAUUAAACCUUGUAGGAAGUCAACCAGGAUGGUUAUUAUGGUGCAGGUAUACAUUCUUUUUUAUUCUGUAUCCCGUUGGAGCAGGCAGUGAAGCAGUAUUAGUAUUUGAAUCACUACCGUAUGCCAUAAAAAUUAAUACAAGUUUUUAUUGGGCACUGGUUACUAUCUUAUUGAUUUAUGUGCCAGGAUUUUAUACAAUGUAUACUCAUAUGAUUGGUCAACGCAGAAAAAUUCUUGGCAAAGGAAAAGCAAAGAAAUUUUAG
Messenger RNA from Funneliformis caledonium, 642 nucleotides. Lineage: Eukaryota; Fungi; Glomeromycota; Glomeromycetes; Glomerales; Glomeraceae. The record is from the annotation of a GenBank genome assembly.